Molecule: messenger RNA, 5316 nt
Organism: Sceloporus undulatus (fence lizard)
Lineage: Eukaryota; Metazoa; Chordata; Lepidosauria; Squamata; Phrynosomatidae
Gene: FAM171A2
Product: family with sequence similarity 171 member A2
Exons: 8
Coding region: 118-2673 (851 amino acids)
Source: RefSeq, a predicted model, not a curated record
GGGCAUCCGCUGCUGGUGCUGCUGGUGGUGCUGCUUCUUCUUCUUGCAUCCCUCCAUCUCUCUCUCCAUCUCCAGAGGGCUCUGGGGCUGGCCAUGGCCGGGUAGCGGGGGGCCAGGAUGCCUCGGGAUGCUCUGGCGAUGCUCUUCGCCCUCCUCUCCCUCUCCCUCUUCCUAGGAUGGCCAGCGCUGGAGGCAGCCAGCCCCCAGGAGGUGGUGAUCAAGGUCCAGGUUUAUGAGAAUGGCGACUUGUCCCCUUUGCCUCAAGCAGCUGUGGAAGUAUAUGGCAACCAGACAUCUCUGGCUUCAGGCACCACUGACCAAGAGGGUGUUAGCAUGCUCCCCAUCAGCUAUCGCCUGGGCACCUGGGUCCUCGUCACGGCCUCCAAGCGUGGCUUUGUUACGAACUCUGUUCCUUGGCGUGUCAACAAACUGCCAUUGUAUGCUUCUGUCAGCCUCUAUCUGCUCCCAGAACGUCCUGCAACACUCAUCCUCUAUGAUGACCUGGUGCAGAUCCUUCUUGGUUCUCCAGGAGCUAAGAGCCAACCGUGGGCACAGUUCCAGCGCAAAUCCGCCCGCCUGCCCCGCAGCUCCACGUAUAGUCAGCUGUCAGCCUCUCUGACCGCUGCCAGCAGUGGGCCAGACAUGAGGGGAUUCCCAUCUUUCAUCGGGGCUGAAAGCAAUGGAAGUGGCAAUAACACCUGGUUGGAGUUGGUGCCCAUUGUUGCAGUCAGUGUUCACCUUUUCACUGGCAAUGGGACAGAGAUCCAGCUCUCAGACUCGGUCCAUCUGUCUAUACCACUACCUCCGGACACAGCUGCUGCAACUACCACCAGUGUACCAGCCUGGCGCUUUGACCUCAAGAGCGGUCUGUGGAUCCGGAAUGGGACUGGCCUUAUUCGUAAGGAGGGGAACCAGCUUUACUGGACAUUUGUCUCUCCACAGCUGGGUUAUUGGGCAGCUGCCAUGUUGUCUCCAACAAAUGGGCUUGGGAGUACAAUAGUUGGCAUUAAAGACAUCGCCACUUACCAUACCAUCUUCCUGCUCACUAUCCUGGGUGCCCUGGCAUUGCUCGUCCUCAUUUUGCUUUGCCUACUUAUCUACUACUGCAGGAGGCUAUGUCUGAAGCCACGUCAGCAACAUAGAAAACUUCAUCUGUCAGGGGCACUGGAUGCAUCUAAGAAAGACCAGGCUACCUCCAUGUCCCAGAUCAACCUGAUCUGCACGAGCCACAUGGAGACAGCUUCAUCCAAUGGUGACACAGAUGUACACACUCCCAUUCUCAAAUCGGCCUUCUCCUCAUCCCGGGAGUUUGAGAGCUCCCGUGAAGAAUUCUUCAGGCAAGUAACAAACCAGAAGGGGCGUCAUGCCAGCAAGACCUCCACAGCAGACACACUGAGCCAACGAGGAGGCACAAAGGAAGACUACCCUCGAGGCAUGGAAGGCUACUCACUCAAGACAGCUCGCUCCAUGGAUGCCCCUGGCACGCUGGAGCCUCCUCUCCUGGAGGACUACAAGCGCAGCUAUUCACAUCAACGUGUCGAGGAGAAGAACAAUGAGGCACAACGCAAGCAGGCCCGCAAUGACAGUAAGGCCUACCUGCAGGAGCCCCCAUCACCACCGCCUCUCCCACCUCCCUUUGACCACUAUGUGGGUCACAAAGGGGAGCCCAAGCCCCCCGACUUCAUGAUGUCACAGUCAGUAGACCACCUUGCCCGUCCCACCUCACUGAGCCAACCUGGGCAACUCAUCUUCUGUGGUUCUAUUGACCACAUGAAGGACAGUAUGUACCGAAAUGUCAUGCCAACCCUUGUCAUUCCGGCUCACUACAUGCGCCUGGCACCAUCUGAACAGCCUCCAGGAGGCUCUGAAAACCAGUCUGACAUGGACCCAGCUGGCAUGGGACUCCCUCAUCAAUUUGGACCUCAGGAGCAGCGGCAGCAGCAGCAACUCCUCCAGCAGCAGCUGCAACACCCACAGUUCCAGCUCCAGCAACACCAAGUAGAAGAUGGUGAUGGGAAAGGUUGGGGCCCCCACACACAGUCAGUCAGUGGCUCAGUCACCAUCCCAGUGCUGCUGAAUGAGUCCACCAUGGCCCAGUUGAAUGGUGAGCUGCAGGCACUGACUGAGAAGAAGCUAAUAGAGCUUGGGGUGAAGCAGCACCCACGGGCCUGGUUUGUGUCACUGGAUGGGCGCUCCUCCCAAGUCCGCCAUUCUUACAUUGAUCUCCAGGGCAAUGAGAGGAACCGGAGCAACGAUGCCAGCCUGGACUCGGGCGUGGAUGUAAAUGAAGCCAAGCCACCUAAGCGCCUGAAGGAGGAGCGCCUGGCCCCUUCUAUGGGCCCCACUUACUCCAAGCUCGUCUUUGCUGAUGCUGACACAGAGCAGAGCAGCAGCGAGAGCCGCACCGCCAUUUGCUCUCCAGAGGACAACUCGCUGACACCUCUGUUGGAUGAGAAUACUGACCACCGUGCUGCGACUAUUCCUCGGCGUGGGCGCAGCCGUGGCAACAGCUCACGCAGCAGCAACAGCAACAGUGAACUCCGCCGUGACUCCAUGACCAGCCCAGAAGAUGACAGCAAUGAACCCUCUGAAGGGACUGAUGACCAGGGGGACAAGAAGAGCCCCUGGCAGAAACGUGAGGAGCGGCCACUCAUGGUUUUCAAUGUGAAGUAGCUGACAGGAGGAUGGGGUCCAUCCUCAUGGCACAAUGGGACAAUGGGGCAUGGGAGGAGUAGAAGUCACCAGGACCAUGGAGAGCAUUAUUCCAUGUGUGUCUAGCACAGUUUCCUAUUCUCUCCAUCUAUAAUCAAGUGCUUGGCAGAACAGAAACCCUGGAUGUCUGACAACAAAAAUAAAUGGGACAUAUAGCAAGAGGCAGAGUGCAGUCAAGCUGUGCUCCAUUCUUUUCCCAGCAUGCCCUAUGAUCACUCCAGAUGCCUGCCUUGUCCUGGGAAUGUUAUGAAGUGCCAUGAAAGCAGCCUAAGAAGGUCCUUUUCCAACACCAACCACUGUGAACCAGGCAGUAUGGGCCUCCAGGAACUGCAGAGGCUGCGAUAAUGGCAACGGAUGUUUCACAGUUCUGUAACUCUCUGUCAGUCUCUAGGAGGAGGACAAGCCUUGUCCUGUAUGGUUCCAGUUCUAUUUGAAGAAUCCCGUCCAACUUGGCAUUGCCAGAACUAGCAUUGGCCCUAUGCCCUAACACAUUGGGAGUUGAGGUGAAAUGGAAGGCAUUUAGUGGAACACUUUAGCCCCACCUUGCACUUGUGGGUGAGGAGGGCAGCUUUGUACAGUUCCUUUUAAAAAUUCAGUCCUGUGGAUUUUCCAAGCCGUAGCAUGGUUUGGGGGGAGGAAGGGGCAGGUGCCCAAGGGCUCCAGGCUGAUGCCCGUCUUUACCUGUCGUGCCUGAGUGCCCCAACAACCUGGGUUACAGUACAGAGCCCAGAUGAGUGGGGAGGGGGGAGGGUUGGGGUGCAGGGGCACUGGUGUGACUAACUGUACAUAUGUGUGUGCAUGCGUGUAUGUUGGGGGGUGGGAGUCUGAGCCAUGGUGUGUGUGUGUGCGUGGGGGUAGGUGUGUCAGUUGUGUCUGACCUCACUGCCAAAUGAACUCCCAGCGGAGUCAUCUCUGUGCUCCCUGCUUCCCCUUUUUUCCUUGUGCCUGCAACUCCUCUGUCUCCUCCAAGUGCCUUCCAUCCUCAGUAUCUCCCUCCUACCCUCCCCAUCCAGGCAGCUGUGCAUGAAACCUUGGAUGCCCAUAGAGGGAUGCAGACAUGCCAUCUGCUCAGAACUGUUCAGAUCUUCCUUUCUGUUUAAUCCCUUGCCUAUUCAGCAAUGAGUACUUGGGAGCCUGAGGAGAGGGAGGGAGGGAGGGAAGAGUGGAACUGAAGGAAGUGGUAGCCGUUAUCACAUCCCGUACUUGUAAGCCCAGCUGUGCCAACUGGCUAAGCCACUGACAGAGACAUUCUGGGGACCUGCCCUACCCUGGAACAUGGUAGUGACGAGUAUCCCAGAUGGAGAUCUUCAGGACCAAAUAUUGGGGAGAGGGUUUGUCUGAUGGUGGUCUUGAAGUGUGUGUCGGCAGUGAUGAUCUAUAUCACAUUUCAUGCAUUGGAGGAGAGGGGUAUUUGAGGUGCCUCUUGAAAAGUUCCAAAUGGACCCAAGGAGAACAUUUGUGAAAGCUAGUGAUGCUACUCUGAGAAGGAAAAAAGAGGCCACAACCCUGCCACACACACAGCUUUUGGUCAGCCAAACAAGAUGGGAAUAAACAGGCAUUAGGGCCUUUAUGGGUUUUUUUUUUCAAAGGAAGGUGGGCUUUGGAUGGGACUCUUUUUCUCUAACUCAGCACUACACCACUUGAAGAUAAUAAAUAUACUUUCCAGUGGGGAUGAGGAGAGUGGGGGUGAGGUGUGUUACGUUGUAGGCUCUGUACCUGCAGUGGAUAGGUUCCAUCUUUUCUUGUCCUCUUUCCUGCCACCCACUCAAUUGUCUCCCUUCCUCAAGCUGCUGGGGUUUGCUCUUAGCAUGCUCUUGCCAGAAGUCUGAAUGUGAUCGCUUACAGAGAACUUCAUCCCAUUCAUUCAAUCACCCCAUAUGUUCUGACUCCCCACUCUUUUUAUUGCUCUGCCCAUUGCUCAGUUUCCCUACAUUUUCCCUCUCCCUCUUGUGGGCUCCUCCCAUACUCAUAAAAUUAGGUUAUGGAUUGCAGGGUGUCUACUCUUUGUUUACUUCAGUGGUUACAAACACUGUUCUUAAACACCUAGGCUUCAGGUGCAUUUGGGAGUGGGGGACCAGAGAGGCACUUCACAUAUGCUCAGAAGCACUGUUCUUUGUUCACCUGUUCAGGGCUGAGCCUUAGCAAUGAAAACAGGUCCUGGGGCUGAGCCCUAACUCAAAUGAAGUCCUUCUCCCACUGUAGCCCCAUUUUUCAGUUUGACAGUUGUUGGCCUGGGGCACGUUUUCUCUAAUUUUCUUUCUAGAUAGUGCCCACUUUUGUCUUCUCCCUCAUCGUUUUUGAAUCCUUUUAAGGUUUUUGUAAGAUUCUCUCUUUCGCAGUCCCCCUUUUCUUGUCAAUCAGCAGCAUUAUAUAUAAUCAAUACCUGUGGAACUUCCUGCUACUUCAUGUGAUUGAUGGCAAGAUCAAGGUUCUCCAGAGAUGGGACCAGCAGCCAUCAACUUACACAAGAUGAAGUUUCCUGCAUGGAAGUCUUGUCAAAAACUGCAGAAAUUCUGUGUGUGGUUUGUAUGUAACUUGUGUGUCUCUUUCUCAAACUGUCCAUGUAAUGACUUCCGUGUGGAAAAAUUUAUCUUUUAUAAAUCA